AUGGUUCAAGACCAUCCUGCUCGGAUACUAGCUGAUACCGGUGCUGGUUUGUCCAUAGUCUCAGAUUCUUUCAUUAGUAAGUACCAAAUACCCACAAAACCCAUAAAAACAAGAUCGAUCCAUGGUGUCACCGGGCACCAACUCUCCAUCAAUAGUUCUGCGAGCAUGCAGGUAUCUAUUGGUACACACAAUCUGGGUGUGGUCGAAGCUUCAGUGGCCGACACUGCGGACUAUGACCUCAUCCUGGGGUUCACUGAGCUACGGAGGCUCAAACCCACCAUACAAUGGGAUACGGGCCAGCUGGAGUUCAAGACUCAGGAGCAGGACCGACCCCCUAGGAGACCCCCUGAAGCAGCAAGAGCAGGGGACCUAACCAUGAGGAGACCAACCCUUCAUGGUAACGAGUUUGUCUCAGCAGAGCGCAUACUACGAGCAGCUCUGGAAGAUGGACCCAUAGGGUUCAUGCUGUUAGAGGAGCCACCAUCAUCACUCCCGGCCUUUGGUUUUGUACCUACAGGCGCAGACAAAGGAGUCGAGAUGGAGGUGGAGGUAGAUAAGGUGGUGACGGCUGCAGACAUACCAAAGCCAUACCAACACCUGCGAGAUGUGUUUGAUGAGGUGGAAGCAGACAAGCUGCCCCAUCAUACCGAGCAUGAUCUCCACCUCGAGUUGAUAGAAGGAGGUAAGCCACCUCAAGGGCCCCUAUACCUUAAGGGACCCAAGGAGAUGUCCGAGUUGAGGAGAUACUUGGAUGAGAACCUCGAGAAGGGGUUCAUAAGACCAUCGAAGAGCCCGGCACGAUCACCAGUGCUCUUCGUACCAAAGAAGGAUGGAGGUCUCAGACUCUGUGUGGACUACAGAGGUCUCAACGAGAUCACUGUCAAGAACAGGGCACCAUUGCCCCUCAUCGAGGAGCAGCUGUUCUUACUCAGGAAGGCAAGGAUCUAUACCAAGCUAGACCUUAGAGCAGCAUACAACCUCAUCCGGAUUGCUAAAGGAGAUGAAUGGAAGACAGCUUUUGGCACUCAGUUGGGACUCUAUGAGUACCUAGUGAUGCCCUUUGGCCUAGCCAAUGCUCCGGCUCACUUCCAGUCAUUCAUCAAUGACAUCUUCCGAGACAUCAUUGGAGUAUAUGUAGUGGUAUACUUAGAUGACUUCCUGAUCUUCAGUGACACUGAAGAGGUACAUGUGAAGCAUGUCACCGAGGUCCUCACUCGCUUAAGGAGCAACAGGCUCUUUGCUAAGCUGUCGAAGUGUGAGUUCCACACCAAGACAGUCGAGUUCCUGGGGUACAUCAUCAAGCCAACGGGCAUAGAGAUGGACCCAGAAAAGGUGCGCACUGUCAAGGAGUGGCCAAUGCCAGAGUCAAUCCAUGACAUCCAGAGGUUCCUGGGUUUUGCCAACUUCUAUCGAAGGUUCAUAGCCCACUUUGCUCGCAUAGCCAAGCCCUUGACAGCACUGGUAAAGCCUAUAGAACGGUUCAAGAAGUUCGAGCUACCAGAGGAGGCCCAACAGGCCUUCCACAAGCUCAUCCAGGCCUUCACAUCAGCAGGAGUGCUUCAGCACUUCGACUACCACCUUCCAACAAGGUUGGAGACUGAUGCAAGUGACUUUGCUAUAGCAGGAGUGCUCAAGCAGGAGCAUGAAGGACGAUGGCAUCCAGUGGCCUUCUACUCUAGGAAGAUGUCUUCUGCCGAGAAGAACUAUGAGAUCCAUGAUAAGGAGCUCCUAGCUGUGGUCACCUGCCUCACUCAGUGGCGACACAUGCUAGCUGGACUACCGAACCAACUGGUCAUCCUCACUGACCAUGAAGCCCUCAAGUACUUCAAGUCACAGAGACGCAUCACAGGUCGACAGGCUCGAUGGGCCAUACUACUAGCAGACUUCGACUUCAUAUUGCAGUAUCGACCGGGAGACAAAGGUGGUGAACCCGAUGCUCUCACCAGAAGGACAGACAUGCAACCAGCUGGUGAAGAGCAGGAUCACAAUGUGAGGCAACUACUGCCCCCUCGAGUGUUCAAGGAGACAGCAGACCAUGACUCGCUCCUAGUGGCCCCCAUGAUCUCGAUGGAGUCCAUAGCAUCAAAAGGUCUCAAAGACCUGGUCAAGAUCUUCCAGCCCUUAGACCAAGAGCUACAGGAGAUACAUAGGAAGAAGCCCUUCGAGGUCAGGGAUGACCUAUGGUACAGUGGAGGAAGGUUGGUUAUCCCCAAAGUGAUCAUGCCAGGGAGGACCAACAACCGACACUCAAGGAGUGCCAAAGAGGUAGAUGGACAGUCUCUCUCUGUAGAGCAUCUGCGAUUCAUGGUGAUGACCCAAUGCCAUGAUGGUAUCACUGCUGGACACGUAGGAAGAGAUGCUACCAUCAAGGCAGCUCAACGACAUUACUGGUGGCCAAACAUGACAGCUUGGAUUGCAGACUAUGUAGCAAGUUGUCCUGUAUGUGCUAGGUACAAAGCUCCUCGUCAUCGUCCAUAUGGUUUGCUACAGCCACUAACAACCCCAGACAGGCCCUGGGGCUCCAUAUCCCUCGACUUCAUCGAAGGACUACCAACAUCGAAGAAGUAUGACUCCAAGACCUAUGACUCUAUCUUAGUCAUUGUCGACAGGCUAACCAAGUUUGCCAUACUAGCUCCAACCCAUAAGACAGUCACGGCCAAACAGACUGCAGUAUUGCUAUACGGACACAUGGUUAGACUCUUUGGAUAUCCAGAUCACAUGGUCUCGGACCGAGGCAGGCAGUUCAUAUCAGGAGCAUGGAAGGCAUUUGCAGAGCAAAUGGGUGUGAAGCACUCACUUAGCACGGCUUACCAUCCUCAAACUGAUGGUCAGACAGAGAGAGUCAAUCAGGUCAUAGAGCAAUAUCUCAGGAUGUACUGCAACUAUGAGCAGAAUGACUGGGCCAACCUGCUGGACACUGCGGCCUUUGUAUACAACAACACGGUCCACAACAGCAUUGGUGUCUCACCAUUCUUUGCAUGCUAUGGAUGGAACCCCAAAGCUCAUCCUGACAUCCCUCAACGACUAGGAGUCAAUGAUCCAGGUCGCUUCGAGUACCUCAUGGAUGGAAAGGAGCAUUGCAAGUACCUCCAGGAGCAGAUCAGAGAGGCACAACGUAGAUCAGUAGACCAGUAUAACAGGAAGCACAAGGACAUUGAGUUUAAGGUGGGUGAUAUGGUCUAUAUCAACCGCCGAAACUGGAAGACACGGAGACCCACACCCAAGUUGGAUACCCGGUUUGCAGGACCCUACCCAGUUCAGGAACGGGUAGGACGCCGAGCUUACCGAAUCACAUUGCCAGCAAACCUUAGGGUGCAUGAUGUGUUCCAUGUCUCCAUGCUCGAGCCAGCAAGAACAAGUUCUCUUCCUCAACGUGCUGAACAGCCCACCAUGCCACCACUUCCAGAUGAGGACCUCGACUUCGAAGUUGAAGCACUCAUCGACAAGCGUUCACACAAUGGGACUACAGAGUACAAGGUGUUGUGGAGAGGGUACUCAGAAGAAGCUGCUUCAUGGGAACCAGUAGAGAACCUCAACUGUCCCGACCUCAUCCAGGAGUAUGAGGUGUCGGAGGGGGGACGAGUGAGUAGACAAAGUAGAGAAAGGAGGAGAGAACAGGAGGAGUAG
This is a messenger RNA of Ustilago hordei, 3627 nucleotides long. RefSeq lists its product as uncharacterized. The coding region runs from base 1 to 3627 and encodes 1208 amino acids. The transcript has a single exon. Lineage: Eukaryota; Fungi; Basidiomycota; Ustilaginomycetes; Ustilaginales; Ustilaginaceae. The record is from RefSeq and is a predicted model, not a curated record. Gene Ontology annotation, molecular function: nucleic acid binding. Gene Ontology annotation, biological process: DNA integration.